AUGUAUGAGAUAAAACUUCAGAUAACCCAUUUAAAUACAGAUAAAACGGAUGCUGUCGGAAGUCAAAACCUGAUUGUGGCCGCCUUCGACUUCGGGACCACGUACAGUGGAUAUGCGUUCUCAUUCAAAGACUCUCCAAAUGACGUCAAAACUAACAACGGUUGGACUGCCGGAUCUGGUCAACUUAUCUCACACAAAACAUCGACAAGUGUUCUUCUCAAUCAGAAUGGUGAGUUCCAUUCAUUUGGAAUUGAUGCCGAGGACAAGUAUUCGUCUUUGGCAGGAGAAAGAAAACACCAUGGUUGGAGACUGUUCAGAAGAUUUAAGAUGGUCCUACACAGUCAGCAAAUUUCGCGUUCAACAACAGUUGAAGAUUUGGAAGGUAAAACAUUCCCAGCCAAACCGAUUUUUACGAUGUCGCUCAAGUAUCUACAGAAACACCUGUUGGACGCUUUGAGUUUGCGUACAAUUGGGACGAGAGAAACUGACAUCAGAUACAUUAUUACUGUACCAGCUAUCUGGGGAAUAGCUGCAAAACAGUUCAUGAGAGAAGCAGCGAUUGAGGUACAGAACAGUUUAUAA
This is a messenger RNA of Dreissena polymorpha, 582 nucleotides long. Its product is annotated as heat shock 70 kDa protein 12B-like. Bases 1 to 582 code for a protein of 193 amino acids. The record is from RefSeq and is a predicted model, not a curated record. The transcript has 3 exons. Lineage: Eukaryota; Metazoa; Mollusca; Bivalvia; Myida; Dreissenidae.